AUGGAGGAGAAUCGGGGGAUCAUGGCCUCUCUUGAUUGUGAUGAAUUGGAAAGCAAGAAUAAAGGAGACCACAACACAAUCUGCAUAGUAGAGAAGGCGCGUAAAAAUUUUCAGUGUGGAAAGAGCUGCAGUCAGAGCUCCCAUUCCACUUCCCAUAAACGAAAUCUCAUUGGAAAGAAACCCUAUCAGCACAUUGCAUGUGGAAAGAUGUUCAGUACAAGGUCCUCUCUCACUUCCCAUCAAAGAAUUCAUACAGGGGAGAAACCCUAUCAGUGUGUGGAAUGUGGAAAGAGCUUCAGUAGGACCAUAGAAUAUGAAUGGAGUGGUCCUCCCAAACUCUGCCUGCCCUCCAACAUGUUUCAGAGGGAAAUUGGGACCGGCGACUUCUGGGGCCAUGCUCCUGAAUGA
Molecule: messenger RNA, 408 nt
Organism: Podarcis muralis (Common wall lizard)
Lineage: Eukaryota; Metazoa; Chordata; Lepidosauria; Squamata; Lacertidae
Source: RefSeq, a predicted model, not a curated record